AUCCUUUUUCGGGGCGAGAACGUGAGUGCCGGAAGUUCUAGAGUUUCGGCUGUGGUUUCGUAAUUCCGGGAUUCACAGCACCUGCGGAUUGCAAUGCUGCCAAGAGCUUCCUGAAGAUGUAUUGCACUAGAUAAGCAGAGGAAAGUCGGACCAAAGUACAAGGUUUAGAGGAUACUAUUUCCUCAUUAGGAUACAGAUAACCAAAAUAAAAAAAAAGAUAGUGCCAUGGCAAUGGAUUUAAUCGAGGACCGCCUGGAAUUAUUGCCCGGAGCCGAGGAGGAAGCGGAAUUUGAGCGCUUGUACGCGGCUCCCGCUGAGAUUGUGGCCCUGCUGUCCAUCUUCUACGGGGGAAUCAGCAUUGUGGCUGUCAUUGGCAACACUUUAGUCAUCUGGGUUGUGGCAACGACGAGGCAAAUGCGAACGGUGACGAAUAUGUAUAUCGCUAAUUUGGCCUUUGCCGAUGUGAUUAUUGGCCUCUUUUGCAUACCAUUUCAGUUCCAGGCUGCACUUCUGCAGAGUUGGAAUCUGCCGUGGUUCAUGUGCAGCUUCUGCCCCUUCGUCCAGGCUCUGAGUGUCAAUGUCUCCGUGUUCACGCUGACCGCCAUCGCAAUCGACCGCCAUCGGGCCAUCAUUAAUCCACUUAGGGCACGUCCCACAAAGUUCAUAUCGAAGUUCAUAAUUGGGGGAAUUUGGAUGCUGGCCCUGCUGUUCGCCGUGCCCUUUGCCAUCGCCUUUCGGGUGGAGAAGUUGACCGAAAGGUUUCGUGAAAACAAUGAGACCUACAAUGUGACGCGACCAUUCUGCACGAACAAAAACCUAUCGGAUGAUCAGCUGCAAUCAUUUCGUUACUCUCUGGUCUUUGUGCAGUAUCUGGUUCCAUUUUGUGUCAUCAGCUUUGUCUACAUUCAGAUGGCGGUUCGUUUGUGGGGGACCCGUGCCCCGGGCAACGCGCAGGAUUCACGGGACAUAACCCUGUUGAAAAACAAGAAAAAGGUCAUCAAAAUGCUGAUUAUCGUGGUCGUUAUCUUCGGACUCUGCUGGCUGCCACUGCAGCUCUAUAAUAUUCUGUAUGUUACGAUCCCGGAAAUCAACGACUACCAUUUCAUUAGCAUCGUCUGGUUCUGCUGCGACUGGCUGGCCAUGAGCAAUAGUUGCUACAAUCCCUUUAUUUAUGGCAUCUACAACGAAAAGUUCAAGCGGGAAUUUAAUAAGCGCUUCGCCGCCUGCUUCUGCAAGUUCCAGACGAGCCUGGAUGCCCACGAGAGGACCUUCUCGAUGCACACCCGCGCCAGCUCCAUAAGGUCAACUUACGCCAACUCCUCGAUGCGAAUUCGCAGUAAUCUCUUUGGCCCGGCACGCGGUGGGGUCAACAAUGGCAAGACGGGUUUGCAUAUGCCGCGGGUGAACGGGAGUGCUGCUAACAGCGGGAUUUACAACGGAAGUAGUGGGCAGAGCCAGAACAACAAUGUCCUCGUCCAUGGACACCACCACCAUCAGAGCGUGGUUACCUUUGCUGCGGGUCCCGGGCUUUCGAGCACAGGAGGUGGUGGAGGCGUCUCAAUGCCACCGUGGCGCCGAAACAAUUUCAAGCCCCUGCAUCCGAACGUAAUCGAAUGCGAGGACGACAUGGCACUCAUGGAGCUGCCCUCGACCACGCCCCCCAGCGAGGAGAUGGCCGCCUCCGGCGCCGGGGUCCAGUUGGCCUUGCUCAGCAGGGAGAACUCCAGCUGUAUUUGCGAACAGGAGUUUGGCAGCCAAACGGAGUGCGACGGCACAUGUAUACUCAGCGAGGUGUCGCGAGUCCACCUGCCAACAGGCUCACAGGUGAAGGAGAGGGAGAGGGAGAAGGAAAAGGAGAGGGAGGCAUGCAAGUCUCUGUGGCAACCACUUUAA
Drosophila takahashii is the source of this 1893-nucleotide messenger RNA. RefSeq names its product Leucokinin receptor (gene Lkr). Lineage: Eukaryota; Metazoa; Arthropoda; Insecta; Diptera; Drosophilidae. The record is from RefSeq and is a predicted model, not a curated record. Gene Ontology annotation, biological process: G protein-coupled receptor signaling pathway. Gene Ontology annotation, cellular component: plasma membrane. Gene Ontology annotation, molecular function: neuropeptide Y receptor activity.